AUGAUGGUCACUACGAUGAAUACAUCGUCAAAGUGAGACAGGCGAAAAAUUUCGCGGGAAAUGGUCAUUAUGAAAAGUACAUACGCGAAGUGAAGAAAUUCGACGAAUGUGAGGGAGUUUUUAAGACAAGGAGUCUUAAAGGAUUCUGAUUUUGACGAGGAAGAUGGCGAUCCUGAACGUGGUCACGAGGGUGAGAAGAAUGAAGGAAAUUACGGAAGGGAUGAACGUCAUAUUUAUGAUGAAGACGAGGUGAGAAAAGGUCAG
Molecule: messenger RNA, 264 nt
Organism: Heterotrigona itama
Lineage: Eukaryota; Metazoa; Arthropoda; Insecta; Hymenoptera; Apidae
Source: the annotation of a GenBank genome assembly